AUGACGCGGACGGCCGUCUCCGUGAAUACGAGCGCUGGAUUGAACACUCCGUCAAUGCUGCACGCAACUAGGCCAUUGAAAGCGCCAACGAACCGCCCAUUGCCGCGGCAAAGGGACCAUGCAGCCGUCCCCACCGUUCUUGUUCCUGCUGCCGAUGCUUCUGCGUCCCCGCCUACCGCGGUGGUCCCCCGUCGCAAAGAUUUGGAGGAGCGAUUGCAGUAUCUACUGCUCGUGGAGGACCGUCUCACCCCUGCCAUUGUGGAGGACGACGUGCGCCAAGUGAUAGCAGAGCUUCGCCGACGACGAGGCGAGCGAAAGGCCGUCGUGCCCCCAGUCCGGCGCGCAUCCGGCGCGGCAGGCGGGGUUCGGCCGCACGUGCUGGCAUUAGUGCAGGCGUGCGAGGCGAGUAGUGACGCCGCCGCGGUCGAGGGGCUGCGCGCCUUCCACCGCAGUCAUUAUGUGCACCAAGGCAACGAGGUGGGUCGUUCGCUGGUGUUUACGGCGCUGGCGGAGCUGCUACUGAUGCGGCGGGAGCGCAGCAGCGACGAUGUGCAGGAGGCGCUAUCGAUGCUGGAUGUCGCCGUGGGUGACCGCCACGUGGGGGCGAUGCUGCAAGUCGGCAUCUGCCUACGCGAUGGGCUCGGCGUGCCGCGCGACUUGGUGGCAGCGAUCACGUGGAUAGAGCGCGCUGCUGACGCCGGAUACGCCCCCGCGAUGUUUGAGCUCGCCGUUAUGUACGACGAUGGCGUCGAGGACAGCAGCCGCUGCCUCGAGUCCGACUGGGGCGAGGCGAUGAAGUGGUACCGCUGCGCCGCGGAGCUGGGGCACACGAUGGCCCAGCUUAACCUCGGAAAGUUGCUGUGGCGUGCCGCAACUGCAGCCAGCGACGGUGGUGGCGGUGACAGUGCUAUUAUUACGGGACUACAGAAGCGAGCACGUGAGUUUCUAGAGAGGGCGGCAUCCGCAGGGAAUGAAGAGGCGGUGCGGCUCCUACGCUACAGGUGA
Molecule: messenger RNA, 1005 nt
Organism: Trypanosoma grayi
Lineage: Eukaryota; Euglenozoa; Kinetoplastea; Trypanosomatida; Trypanosomatidae
Product: Sel1 domain-containing protein
Exons: 1
Coding region: 1-1005 (334 amino acids)
Molecular function (GO): protein binding
Source: RefSeq, a predicted model, not a curated record